UGCAUUACAUGAAAGAGCUGGCUGGCUAAAUAAGCAUUUUUGCACUAGGUUAGUAGUACACACGGUGUGGAGGUACACACGCCUAAGUAAAUACGCCUGGAUGGCUUUGUGUGGUGGUGGUGGCUGGGCGUGGUGGUCUGGUCCAUCCAUUCUCUCCCAGCCACAAAGGAAUAAUGGCACAACAAGAAAUCCGGGUGUGCGACCAAUGCUUAAGUGGCGUCUUGGAUUGGCAUUGAUUGAAAGAUCGCUCCCAAGCUAAGCAAAUACCACACAACUUCUUGCCCCCUUUUUUGCAAGCAUUCCUUCCAUUCGCGAAUUCUACUCUUCUCAAUUCACGCACAAAUAUUUGCCACCCUAAACCCAUACAUGGCUCAUUUUAUCUCUGUGUGUAUGCUCUUCAGAAGAACAAACACUCAGCCAAAACUACUUUAUUUAAUCCUUUAGGAGAUCUGUAUUUAAUUAAUUUGCGAUUAAUCUUAACUGGCAAAAGCAGAAGAGGUCUGAAGAAUAACUAUCUCGCCAAAUUAUUCUCAAUUUCUCUCUCGCGAGUCGUGAUUGAAGAUCAGAAAGAAGUCAUCUCUUGCGAGAAUAAGGAUAGUAAGUGAACGUCCUUGAACAUGCUCCUGGCUUGAAUUGCAUAAGGCCAAUUAUUAGGCCGAUUUCCAUUCUCCUAAAAUUAUGCCAGUCCGCCUCUGGAAAACUGGUUUUGUACAUUCGCGAUGAAUAAAUGCCGUAACCAUGUAACACGGAUUUCGUAGGGAGCAGAAAUAGGUGGAUGAAAUAGUACGAAAUAUGUACGAAAUAGUAACAAUUAGGUAAUAAUGCACGUUGCUUCAACGAGAGCAACCAAUAAUUUCAUGGUCUUGUCGCCGGGGUAAAAUGCUUCUAGGUCCGACUUCGCUGAAAAAUGUGUCCCGAAUUGCUGCCGACUUGACGAGUAGAACGCUAUGCCACUCAUCGCCCCUUCCGCACAGAUCUCGGAAACUUGUGAGAACAUUUUUUCAGCAGGCCAAGCAAAAAUCCAAACCCGAGCAGCACAAGGUUCGACUGCAUCAAAAACUUCGGGACACCGUUCUCGUCCUCGAGGCGAAACAAGGACCGGUGGGAAAGACGGUCGCGGGCAUCGGCCAAGGAAUUGUCACUGCGGGACUCGUCUUUGGGUCAGGCUCCCUCUUGUACUACACCCUCUUUGACCAAGAUGAUGGAGAAGUGUCGACACUCGUGUCGUCAAGUGGAGGAGGUCUCUACGCCCCCGAAUUUAUUAGCGACCGAAUCAACACGGCGUACAUGUACAUGUUCAACUCCUUAGGAAUAUCAACCUUGGGCGCCGCCGCAUCGUUCCGCUUUUUUCGGAAUCCGAUCUUUCUGAACGCCAUCUCGGCACAGCCCUUGCUCGCCAUCGGCCUAGCAAUGGCUUCUCAGUUCGCGGUGACCAUGUUGGUGAGGUCGUUGCCGUAUCGGGAAGGAUUUGGUGCGAAGCAGGCUGGCUCGAUCGCGCAGGCGCUACUUGUCGGCCUUUCCGCCGCUCCGCUCUAUCUCCUCGGGGCGCAGUCCAUCAUCCGCGCUGGCUUCGUGACGGCCGGGCUGGUCGGAGGUCUCACCGGGGUCAGCACCAUCCUCCCACACGACGCUUUCGCCAAGUGGGAAAUCCCCCUUCGCAUAGGAAUGUACACCGUCUUGUUGUCAUUCAUGGCACUCUGGUUCCUUCCCCGACGUCACUUUUCGUACACUUGGCUGUACAGGGUGGCCAUGCACGGAGGACUCGUCGUGUUUCCAGCCUAUUACCUCUUCAACACCAAAGCCAUGGUGCGCAGUGCCACCUACUCACCUCAUUUCGAUCCCAUUAAUUCGUCCAUGUCCUUGUACACGGACGUCCUGAACAUUUACGGCAGACUUGCAUUUCUUCUGCCUCCACACUACCUCAUUUCAGGGGACGCUGGAAAGAUGGGUUGCACCACUCGACCAGAAGAGUUCAAAAAGUGACUGGCAAAACCCACGCCACAUUUUUACCCCGGACAAAAUUUAUAGUGCAAAAUAUUAACUUACGCAAUACAUCCAAUCAAAAAUAAACCUAAAUUCCUAGUCGAUCUGAGCUGAUUUUGUUUUAUUUUUCGAAAUUAAUUAUUCUGACACAAAAAUAAGAUGCGCGAUUUACGUAUAUAUUUAAGCUGAAGAGAGGAGAAUACUUAGGAACCUUGGAGAGUGUGGGGCAAUAAAUAUGUCGAUGCGUAUGUAUAUUUGCUUUAUGCUAAAUGGAUGUCGAAGGCCUUGGCGUCACCUCCGUACUCGUUGGGAAGAG
Messenger RNA from Folsomia candida, 2299 nucleotides. Its product is annotated as growth hormone-inducible transmembrane protein. Gene Ontology annotation, cellular component: mitochondrial inner membrane. The record is from RefSeq and is a predicted model, not a curated record. The coding region runs from base 880 to 1983 and encodes 367 amino acids. The transcript is spliced from 5 exons. Lineage: Eukaryota; Metazoa; Arthropoda; Collembola; Entomobryomorpha; Isotomidae.